CUAGAGCCCCUUGCGCUGCAAAUUUCUGGAUGCCCAGCACCCCCUGCUCACGCAGCUGCUGAAUGCGUGAAGAAGCAGCUGACCAGGAGAGGGGCUCGUAAGCAGCUGCUAAGAUGGGCAUGAGGAUCAAGCUGCACAGCACCAAUCACCCCAACAACCUGCUGAAGGAACUCAACAAGUGCAGGCUCUCCGAGACCAUGUGCGACGUCACCAUUUUGGUGGGCACCCGCUCCUUCGCGGCCCACAAGGCCGUCCUGGCCUGCGCCGCCGGCUACUUCCAAAACCUCUUUCUCAACACGGGCCUGGACGCUGCCAGGACCUACGUGGUGGAUUUCAUCACGCCCGCCAACUUCGAGAAGAUCCUCAGCUUCGUGUACACCUCGGAGCUCUUCACCGACCUCAUCAACGUGGGCGUCAUUUACGAGGUGGCGGAGCGGCUGGGCAUGGAGGAUCUGCUCAAGGCCUGCCACUCCACCUUCCCCGACCUGGAGAGCUCGGCCAUCACGAAACAACCCUCCUUGUCCGUGAGCGAAGGGAGGUCGGGUCCCCUGAGCAGCACCUCCUCAGAGCAGAGCCACUCUUUGGGUGAGAUCCGGGGAGGCGGCGGGGAGCAUUUUGGCCCGGAACGGAAUUACAUCCUCCACGGGGAAGUGUCGGGCAGCUACAAGGAGGAUGAGAGGAACACGGUGAGCGAAGGCAGCCAGACCCUUCCCCUGAUGCACCCGCAGCAGCCUCCCAAAACGGAGCAGGAGUCGGAGCAGGGGCCUUUCCCUCCCGCCGCCGGCGCGGCCCCUCAGCCCGGCCUGGGCAGCGUCAACAUCGUUGUCCAAACCACGGCGAGCUCCUGCCAGCAGUACAAGGUCCAGAGCAACGGUGACUACGGCAAAGGUGUCUUCUUUACCUCUGAUCCUUCCCUGGACGUCUCCGCGGGGAGCAACUCCUGUCCCAGCAACAGCGACCACUCCAAAGAGCAAGGAUUCGGGCAGAUGGAUGAGCUUCAGCUGGAGGAUUUGGGUGAGGAUGAGCUGCAUUUCGAGGAUGCCAGCGAGGAGCUGGGCCCGUCGGAAGAAGUUAUCGAGCUGAGUGAUGACAGCGAAGAAGAGCUGGCCUUUGAGAACGACAGCCGGGACAGCAAGGCCAUGCCCUGCCAGGUCUGCAAGAAGGUCCUGGAGCCCAACAUCCAGUUGAUCCGCCAACACGCCAGGGACCACGUGGAUCUGCUCACGGGGAACUGCAAGGUCUGCGAAACCCACUUCCAGGACCGGAACUCCAGGGUGACUCACGUCUUGUCCCACAUCGGCAUCUUCCUCUUCUCCUGCGACAUGUGCGAGACCAAGUUCUUCACCCAGUGGCAGCUGACCCUCCACCGGCGAGAAGGGGUCUUUGACAACAACGUCAUUGUCCACCCCAGCGACCCUCUGCCCGGGAAGGUCACCGUGUUUGGGGGAGGGCCCGGCUCGGAGCUGGCGUGCGCUGCCUGCGGGAAGCCCUUGGCCAAAGAUUUCCACACCGUCCGCAACCACAUCCUGGACCACGUCAACCUGAAAAGCCAGACGUGCGGCGUGUGCGACCAGCGGCACCUCAGCCUCUGCAGCCUGAUGUGGCACACCCUGUCUCACCUGGGCAUCUCCGUCUUCUCCUGCUCCGUCUGUGCCAACAGCUUCGUGGAUCGGCACCUCCUGGAGAAGCACUUGGCCGUUCACCAGAACGUGGAAGAAGCUCUUUUCCGUUGCCACUUCUGCGGCCAGAGCUUCAAGCUGGAAGCGGCGUAUCGUUACCACGUCAGCCAGCACAAAUGUGGGGGCAGCUUGGAGAUCCGACCCGGUUUCGGGGACCGUCUCCAGCAGCAGGGCCUACAGAAGAGGAAGCUGCCGGAGGAGUUCCUGAGCGAAGACUUGGCGCUGCAGAACCAGCCGGGCAACAGCAAGUACAGCUGCAAGGUGUGUGGGAAGAGGUUUGCCCACACCAGUGAGUUCAACUACCACCGGAGGAUCCACACUGGGGAGAAGCCCUACCAGUGCAAGGUGUGCCACAAGUUCUUCCGCGGCCGCUCCACCAUCAAGUGCCACCUGCGGACGCACUCGGGGGCCCUCAUGUACCGCUGCACCGUCUGCGGGCACUACAGCUCCACGCUCAACCUCAUGAGCAAGCACAUAGGGGUCCACAAAGGCAGCCUCCCCCCGGACUUCACCAUCGAACAGACUUUCAUGUACAUCAUCCAUUCCAAAGACGCGGAGAAAAACACGGACAGCUGAUGGGGGCGAGGCGGGGCAGGGCCAGGAAAAGGAGCAAGCGCUGAUUGCGGAAGCUGUGGAAAAAAAAAAAGUCAUUUAUUUUAUUUAAUGGUCAGGCAUCAUGGGUGGAAUCCUCCUUUUCUAAUUUUUUUUUUUUUAAUGUUUUUGGGGUUAUUUUUUUUGGCCUUGCUAGGGCUUUUUAGAUUGGUGACAUUGUACAAAUGAACGGCACGUGAGCUACGUCACUGUUUCCAAGAAGUCUGUCGUGUUUACUUACCUCUGGUCCUGUUAGAGGCCAUCGAGUUCUGUGUUUUUAGCGUUUCUCACUAGGUUUUGAAUCUAGAUUUUUUAUUUUUUUUUUUUAAUAACCUUUUAGCCCACUUGACUAGGCUAACCCUCAGUUUGAGCUUGUCCACAAACUGAUGCUGCUAAGAUUUUUCACACCUGACCUCAGUAGAGAGGGACGGAGCCAGAGCAGGAUGGUGCUGGACUUGAAGAAAAGGAGAGAAAAAAAGAAAAAGAAAGAAAAAAAGAAAAAAAAAAAAAAAGACUCAUUCUGGGCAUCACUGGGGUUCUGCUGCUAUUGCAGGGAGAUAAGCAAAGUCCGUGUCACCAAAUGGGCCUUGAAGUCGUUGGUCCCUUGCAGGGAGACGAGCCACGGCGUGUGAGCGCGCUCGUGCCAGCGAGGAUGGAGACCUGGUGGGUGAAGGAAAGGGAUUGUCACCCUCACGGGCAGUUCCUGGGCCCUGGUCCGAGCAGGGAGCAGGGCUGGUGGCUUCUCUGCUGUGCCCACGGCUUCUUGCUUGUGCCACCAGCUCCCUGAGGAGCCCGAGCGGCGCCGGAGGGAAGAGGCGGCUGCGUGAGGUCUCUCGGAGGAGUCGCUGAACCGGAGAGGGCAGGGGCAGCGGGUUCCUGCUGUGGGAUGGGCUGCUCCUCGGGAGAUAUUCCGUGGUGGCACGGUCACACCUGACUUCUGCCAGUCCACAGCUGGCCACCGAGAGGGUGCCCAUGUCGCCACCGCUCUCCUCCGCCGGCGCCGCGCGUCCCGGGGCUGCCGACGUGCCGGAUGCCAGAGAGCGGCGUCGCCGCCGCCGUGCGGGCCCCGGCAUCGAGACGUGAUGAAGCUUUGCCUUAACUCCCAGGAAGGUACCUUUGAGGACUCUUCUCUCCACCGAAGGGACAGCCCCCUCCUGCUGCCCCCCCCCCACCGUGGAUCACCCUGUCCCAGACUUGUCUCGUGGCAAACGUGCGGCGCAGGAUGUUGUCGGUGCGACGUGAGUUGGUUCAUCUCUGGUUGGAUGGGGCUGUAGCUUCAAGUAGGGGGCUGUGGGGGCUGGUGGGAGCCUCAGCUUGACCCCUCCAUCUUGGACACGGGCUGGGGACCCUCCUCAGUUCGGGGGGCUCUCCUUGGCCGCGCUGGCGAGGUCAGCCCCGUGCCGGCAGUGUUUACACCGAGAAGGGUGGGGAUGGGCUUUUUCCCAUGUUAUCCUGCUGUGGGGCAGAGGUGGAGAGGAACAAAUAUUUCCGAUGCCGCAGCGUGAGUUAUGGCUGCCCUUAGGUAACUUCAUUCUACCUCACAAAACAGGAAGCGCUCGGGGCUUUUCAAGCCGCCGUCGCGGUCGUAGUCACUCGGCUCCUGCGCUUCUGUAAACGAUGUGCUGUUACAAAACAAAAAAAAAACUAGUGAUUUGCAAACCCUGUGAACCCGUCCUGCUUUCCCUUCCUCUCGGAGGGAGCGGCGGAGGAGCGGCCUGGGCUGGGUGGGUGGUGGGUGAGCUUGGAAUUCCUGGGGGGGUUGCUCCCCUGUGGCCUUGGGCAAGUCACUUGGCCUCUUUGCCUCAGUUUCCUCAUCUGUAAAAUGAGGGUGGUGACACUUGUGGUACCUACCUACCUCCCGGGAGCGUGGCGGAGUCGCUGGCUGGUGCCUGCGAAGCGCGUGGGGGACGCGGAGCGCUCGGUGAACGCUGACCCUCCGCGUCCCAGGGGACCCGCAGCCCCCAUCCUCCCCUGCUCUGUGCCAGUUCCUCGGCCUGGCCCACUCGGGGUCACUCCUCUUAUCACCUCCCCGGCGAAAGCAAACCCCCUCUUUAGCCCUGGCCCACUCGGGGUCACUCCUCUUAUCACCUCCCCGCCGAAAGCAACCCCCCCCCUUUAGCCCUGUCCCCCUCGCAGCCCUGUGAAACCAGCCCUGGAGCAAUAUAAGAAGUGGGGAGGGUUUUGGGGGGCAGGAAUGUGGGUGCUGGUGGGGGGGCAGCGGCGCUGGGAUGUCUCCUGGGGUUUGGGGAGCACGGGGACGUUGGCCGGGAGUGAGAGGAAGGACUUCCCAUCCUGGGAGAGAGGAGUUGGAGGGUGUGGAGUUGUGGGGCAGCUGGAAGGCCCUGCCCCUCAGCUCCAUCCAUCCUUUCGUCCCUGUAAAAGCCGCGUUUCCACCGUGGCAGCUCUGGGUCCAUCCCCACUGCGACGGGGGAUGAGAUGGGUCGGUGUGGAGCCAUGUCCCCCCCAGGCCGUGCUGAGGCCUGCCUGGCCCUGACGACCCUUCCCAGAUGGCUCCUUUGUCCUGACCGUGUCCCCCCCUCCCCAAGUCACCCCAUGGACCCACGGCGCCCGAGUCCAACCCCGCUGCUCGGAGAUGGGGAGGGAGGGAUGGACCUUGCUGAGGAGGAAGGAGAGGAUGGAUGGCUGAGGCCAUCGGGAGUUUGUGUCAUUUCCCCAGGCCCCGUGGCAUUGGCCAAGUUUGGGGGUGGCUGAUGGUGUUAAACUGGGUUUGUCCUGGUUUUGGUGCCCGUUUCAGAGGUGGGGAGGCACCGAGGUGAUCCCAGACCCUGGGGCUGGGCCGUGUCCACCACUGGAGCUCUGGUUUCCAAACCCCCUGGUACCAGUCGGCUGCUGGGCCACGGCCUGUGGUCGCUGCCUGGUCUGCGGGGCCGUGUUUAGCCUGAUGGUGUUAAGUUUAAAAAUAUAUCUAUAGCAUUUUGAGAACGUGUGGCACUCUAGAAAAGUGUGGGAGGUGGUGGCAAGUCAGUGGAGGCUCCUCUGAGGAGCUCGUGGAGUUGUCCCAGGGGUGGCUGGUGGAGAGGAGGGGAUGGGACCUGCUCUGGAGAUGAUUGCUAUGAAGGAUGCGAGGGGGGCAACAAGGCUCGGGAGAGCCACCUCGAGCCCCUCCUAAAAUGCCCCAGAAGCUUUGAUGAGCUUUUGGGUGGGUUUGGGUGCUGCUGCGCGGAAGCGUCUUGCAGCCCCGUGUCUAGAUAAGCUGUGAAGCAAAAAGCCUUUUGUGCACAUAAACCAAAAAAAAAGAGAAGCUUUUACACUGAAACACUAACCGGGCAAAGCAAGCCCACCCUUCUGGACACAGGGACGGGGAAAGCAAAAGCCCACCCCGUUUUCUGGGCCGGGGCAGCGCUCGGGUCCCCGGCGUUUCUGCGUCUCGGAUACUUUCCUGUGUUAAAAUGAGUUAUUCCCACAUGAAACACCCUGAGAUCAGAUCCCAUCUCCUGGGGGGAAGCCGGAUCCGCAGUGCUCCUGCUCAGAGGGGGUUUCCCAGGAGGGGUCAGAGACCUGUGACCCCCCCCUUCUCCCCCGGCCGGUCCUGGGCCUCCCCAGGGCUCUGUGUCCCCGUCCCCUCGGCUGUCCCCGAGCCUGGGGAGCUCCUUGGUCCCCUGGGAAGCUGUGUGGAUGGAGCGAGGGGGGCUUGGUGAAGCCCCCCACCCCCAGGCUGUGUGUCCCCAAGGGGCCGUAGCUGUGUCACGGUGGAGGCACCCGGUGAUGGCCGGGGAGCUCCGGGCCUGCGGCGUGGGGCUGUGUGUGCCGGGGGGGCAGCCCCACACCAGGGGCCAAGCAUCAUUUGUGGCAUCAGGGGGACUGGGGCCGAUGCUCUGUGCCCAAAUCUGCCCCCACUCUGCUGUGGGGUGGCCCUUGGCUUGUGUCCCCCCCCCCACCCCGGCCACACUGUCCCUCCAUGACCAUGGGGACGACACUUACCUACCUCGCCCGGGGCAGCCGCCAGGUUUAACUCGUGUCUGCAAAGUGCUUUGGGAUCCUGGGGGGGGGCACAGGAGGGGAAGGGGCUCCCCCCGGGAGCGUUGGAAAAGAGCGUUGGGGUCGCAGGUCCCCGCACGAAACCCUGGCACAAAAUUCCCCCCCCAAAAAGGCAGCGCUUCGAGUCUUGCUCCCCAUUUCUAAAACAACAAAUUUCAGUUUGGUUCUCCCCCCUUCUCAAAGGAUCCAGGUCUCGUAUCAGAAUAAUUAAGCAGAAGAAAGAAAGAAAAAAGAGUUGAAUUGCUGUCUAACCUUUUCGUUAAGUUAAUAGUAGGUACUGACCUCCUGAUAUUUAAGUGUUUACUAUCUAUUUGCUGUAAAGUUUUGUAUAUUUUGUAAACUUUCCCCCCCAAAUAGUAGAUGUCUAAAAUCGUUGUACAUCGGGUUCUUUUAUACUCCAUUGUUCAGCACAAAGUGUGGUUUUUAUUUAGAAUAAUAAAAUGGAAAACGUUGA
Molecule: messenger RNA, 6723 nt
Organism: Calidris pugnax (ruff)
Lineage: Eukaryota; Metazoa; Chordata; Aves; Charadriiformes; Scolopacidae
Gene: ZBTB39
Product: zinc finger and BTB domain containing 39
Exons: 1
Coding region: 114-2255 (713 amino acids)
Biological process (GO): negative regulation of transcription by RNA polymerase II; regulation of immune system process; regulation of cytokine production
Molecular function (GO): protein binding
Source: RefSeq, a predicted model, not a curated record